Messenger RNA from Penicillium chermesinum, 3165 nucleotides. Its product is annotated as WD repeat-containing protein. Bases 1 to 3165 code for a protein of 1054 amino acids. Gene Ontology annotation, molecular function: protein binding. The record is from RefSeq and is a predicted model, not a curated record. The transcript is spliced from 7 exons. Gene Ontology annotation, biological process: negative regulation of fatty acid biosynthetic process. Gene Ontology annotation, cellular component: Cul4-RING E3 ubiquitin ligase complex; cytoplasm. NCBI's taxonomy places the organism in Eukaryota, Fungi, Ascomycota, Eurotiomycetes, Eurotiales, Aspergillaceae.
AUGGCAGCAACCGUCACUAUGAGGAGCACCCUGUAUGAUCGCCUUUGGCAGCGCGAAUGCGGCGAUCUUCCCCCGCGCCCCGGGUUGCGAACCAUCUACGGCUCCCAAGAAUGGGUUGACGAUCUUGAUAUCGUGAAUGAGUUGGGUGGCCACAUGGGUUGCAUUAAUGCCCUCAGUUGGUCCCGAUCUGGUAGUCUGCUGGCCUCAGGCUCAGAUGACCGACAUCUCAAUAUUUACUCCUAUCAAUCAGACUCGAGCGAUGCGCCAUUUUCCUUGAAGACGACGGUCGCCACGGGCCAUAAGGCUAACAUAUUCUCUGUCAAAUUCAUGCCCCACUCCAAUGACCGGACCUUGGUCACUUGCGCGGGUGAUUCUCAGGUGCGUGUCUUCGACAUCGAGUAUGCGAGUCGAAACGGCAAUGCGGCUGCCACUUCCGCCCUGGCCGCUUCGGCGCGAAGCCGCCGCUUCAAUAAUUUCUUUGACGGAACCACAUAUCUAAAUGAAUCAAACACCAAUGCUAGGGUCUAUCGAAGUCAUGCCGAUCGUGUAAAGCGCAUCGUCACCGAAUCGUCCCCGCAUCUUUUUCUGACCUGCUCUGAAGAUGGUGAGGUCCGGCAAUGGGACCUGCGCCAGCCAUCAUCGGCAUAUCCCGCACCGAAUGGGGGUCAAGGCUUUAUGGCCUACCGUCCAGGCUUGCAACAUGAUGACUCUAAUGUACCACCACCGCUUAUCUCUUACAAACGCUUUAACCUCGACCUCAAUACCAUCUCCUGUUCGCCAUCUCAACCGCACUACAUUGCGCUCGGGGGUGCCCAUAUGCAUUGUUUCUUGCAUGAUCGUCGCAUGUUAGGUCGAGAUAUCUCGGCUGAAAGGGGCUCACCGAGUAGAUCUCCUCCGAGUGUAAGGAGUAGGGACGACGAAAUGAUGGGCCAAGCUACUCGGUGUGUACGAAGAUUUGCGCCUGGAGGCAAGAAUCGCAUGAGCGAGUUCGACGAUGGGCAUAUUACAGCUUGCAAAAUCAGUGACGCAAAUCCCAACGAGAUGGUAGUCAGCUGGUCUGGCGAUCACAUCUACAGCUUUGAUCUUGCUCGCAGUCCGGAUGCCCGAGACUCCUCUAACGGCCCGGACUCCGGACCAAAGAGUCCCAGCAAGCACCGCAAAAACAACUCCCGUACCCGCAAACGCAAGCGUUCUAAGCCUACUUCUACGUCAUCCCAAGAGAGUGCAACUCGUUAUCAGUAUCGUCGCCGAUCUGCGGAGCGGCAAACAACUCGACUCGGAUUUCAUAACGGCGAUGUAUCAGAUGUUCCGAUUCUGGACCUUUCUGAGGUGGACGAUCAAUCGCCCGAAUCUAUACUGGAACGUGCCCGGGACUCGGUUUUGAGCGAUGCUCAGAAGCUUAGCAUGGAGAUCGCAAAGGGACUUGUCAAGCUUCGACGCGCUCUUUUCUCAAUUAAAAGGACCCCUGUGGAAAAUGUCGAACUGGACCCAACAGAUCUCUCCUUGUAUUCAGAAUCCUUUGAGUCAGUCUUCAACUUGGCAUCUACUUACUUACCGCGAAUGAACACAAUAAUCCGAAGCUGGCGAUACCCCUUGAAUCCAACCCAGGAAAUCGUGUCUUUGCAGCAAACUCUCCGUCGGAAUCGUUUGGCCUCUUGGAGGUUUGUUCAAGCUGCUGGGACUCUUGCUCAAUCUUUGAAGGGCCGGAAUGAUGAAGCUGAGGAUCCCCAGUUGCAUACGGACUUCUUGAACAUUAUCCCUGCACCAAGUGAAGACGAAUCAAUUGAACGAGAGGCACAAUUUGGCUAUGACUUCCUUAAGGCGAUCUUGCUGUGGUUGCGCGGUGGUAGACCGGAGCUCCUAGCCGGCUUCAAGCGCUGGUCAUGCAAUACCAGGCCGUAUGGCCGCUUUCCCAUCCCCGAAGAAGCGGGCGAAGAGGCCAUAGAUGACAUUCUAAUCCCGUAUCUUCAGAGCUUAGCGAGCGAUGUCCCGAUCGUUAAUGUGGAUUAUUCUGAGCUAGGCCAUGAAGGUGCGCGGUUUUUGUUCCAGACAGAGCGAGCUGCAGUGACGGCCUUUGCUGCUCGAUUCGAUAGACGCCGUGUCUCCAUCGCGUCGUCUUCAGUUCAAUCUCUUGAUCGUGCAUCCGCCACGAAAUUCUGGGUUCUGCGCGUUGGCAGAGGUAUUUUGAUGGCGGCGUCUAACGGUGUCAAUUUUGCUUUUGUUAAUCGGGCAUUCGGGGGACUUCACACUGCAAUCUAUGAUCCUGAAAGUGAGUCUGAUGAAGGAAUUCUAGGAGACGAUGGGACAGCCGGUAUUGCCCCUAUGGAAUCAGAGCUACCGAUUGGGGGGCCCGACACGACUGCCACGCCUAGAAUGGUGGAAAAUCAACCGACCAGCGAGGAUGAGAGUUCGGAUCGCUCGAGCGAGAGCGGGGACCAUGAAAGCGAAGAUGACGAUCCUGGAGAUUCCUCGGAUGGAUGGGACUAUGACGUGGCCUUUGACAGUGACAGUGAUGAGCCAUACCGCCGGCGUUAUAGCGACAGCCAAUCUCGGCGUGGCGAAAUUGAAAUCAACACGCCUUGCUCUUCUCACAUGAGAGCCUACCGCGGACAUUGCAAUAUCAAAACCGUCAAGGAUGUCAAUUUCUUUGGCUUGGAUGACCAGUAUGUGGUCAGUGGGAGUGACUCAGGCCACGUCUUUAUUUGGGACCGGAAGACCUCGAAACUGGUCAACAUCUUGGAAGGAGAUAGCGAGGUUGUCAACGUGGUACAAGGUCAUCCCUAUGAACCCAUGAUGGCCGUCUCGGGCAUUGACAACACCAUCAAAAUAUUCUCUCCGGACCGACAUGCUCAGGCCCAGGCCCGCCAAGGGAUUAACAUCCUGAAUCCGGACCAUCUCUCCAACAUACUUGGUCCACAUGGGCACAUAGUACCUGGUUUGCAGAGUCGUAAGAGCCUUCAUGACAGCUACCGGAUCAUCAGCCAAAACGAUGUUGAUCGGCGCGGUGGCAUGAGCGAGGCUUACAUUACGAGAAGUAUGCUCGCUCGACUGGCUGCCACCCUCCGUGGUCGUCAAGGUCUAGGAGCUGACCUCGAUUCCUUCGGUGGGGACCAAACCGGCGAAGGAGCCACCAUUGUCCUUGAUGAGAACUGCCUUGUAAUGUGA